Sphenostylis stenocarpa is the source of this 1536-nucleotide messenger RNA. NCBI's taxonomy places the organism in Eukaryota, Viridiplantae, Streptophyta, Magnoliopsida, Fabales, Fabaceae. The record is from the annotation of a GenBank genome assembly.
AUGGAUGAUAAAGGGACAAGGAUUGAUCCAAAGACCGGGGUUAGCGUGUUUCACAAUAUGAUUCACGUUGAAUUUGGCUAUAUGAAAAAUAACGAAGACUGGGUCGAGGUAUUGGAAAUGCUCAACUUUUGCCCCAAGCUUCAAGUUCUUGUCAUUGACAAGAUGUAUCUUGAGUCCUUGCCUCAACAUGGGGUUGAAGUAGCGGAUUGGUCAUACCGAGAAUCUGUUCCUGUGGGCAUUUCGUCCCUCAGAUCGUGUCGUCUUAACAGUUACAAAGGUUUGAAAGGCGAGUUACGGUUUGCAGAAUAUGUUAUGGGGAAUGCAGAACAUUUGCAGAGCAUGAUAAUAUCCAGUAGCAUUUAUGCAAAUCCAGAGAAGAGUUUAGAAGGUCACAAAUCCAGAACACCCAUUUCAACAACAACAUCAUCAUGCCAUCUUUCAUCAUCAAAAAACAAUGACCGUCGCCGGAGGGUAACCCUACAUGAACAAAUGUCAGCUUCCGAUAGCAGCCGAGGGCGAGUGCUAACCGGCUUGACCCUUGACGACGUGUUAGCGAACCAGAAGAGACCUUCCUCAACGCCGCCCAGGGAAUCACCACCAACCAAGAACAGAACCCUACUUGACAUCAUCAAAGACGACGAGACCAACAAAAAGGAUCGCAGAUCGUGGAAAGCUUUCAAGGAUAAGAUUCGACUAAAGCGCGCAGGCUCUGCUUGGACAUCGUCAAUUCAUAUCCCUACUUCGGAUGUUCCUGUCCCUAACCCGAAUAGCAGAAUCUUUACCCAGUUUGGUCGCCGUAACUCGGUCCGAUUCCCAACUCAGACUCUACCUUCGACUCAGGAUCCCACUCACUCCGACUCGGACAUGGCAUCUAACUACAUGACUCACCAGGUCGAGGACCUCGAGCCCGCCACCGAGGACUCCACUUCUCCGUCCACCGCGGCUCCGGCCAUCCGCCCCCAGUUCAGCCGCCGAGGGUCCACCCGCUUCGCUGUCGAAGGCACCGAGGCCAACCCGGCCGGAAGCCUCCGGCCGCAGCUCUCGCGGAAGAACUCGACCAACAUGCCGUCGGAGCCGUACCGGCGGGGGCGCGUGGUGACCUUCCGCGACAGCUUCGACGACGAGGAGGCAGAAGACGGCGAGAAGCUGGGGGAGGGGCGGGCGCUGUCGGCCAGGGAGGCGGUGGCGGCGCAGGAGGCGGCAGAAGCGGCGGCGCAGGAGGAGGAGGGCCAGGAGCAGGCCCCUGUGAUGAUGUCGCUGAUGGACUUGUUAGAGGAGACUGAUAGGGAAAUGGGGCUUGAAGGGUCAAGGUAUAUAUUGAGUGAUGAAGAGGAAGAUGAGGAUGAAGAUGAAGAUGGUGAAGAUGAUGGAGUGGGUUCCAUGGAGCACACUUGCUGUAUUUGCAUGGUCAGGCAUAAGGCUGCUUCUUUUAUACCUUGUGGCCACACUUUCUGCAGGAUGUGUUCAAGGGAGCUUAUGAUUGAUCGUUACCUAACAACAGGGUUUACUGUAAUGUUGGGUACUAGUGGUAAGUAG